Messenger RNA from Ilex paraguariensis (yerba mate), 919 nucleotides. Lineage: Eukaryota; Viridiplantae; Streptophyta; Magnoliopsida; Aquifoliales; Aquifoliaceae. The record is from the annotation of a GenBank genome assembly.
UAAUUAGUUUAUUUAUGCCACGCAAUGCCAAUUUUUGUCAUUUCGCAUGCAUACUUUAUUGCUCUUAUUCCAGAAAUUACCACUUUUUGCACUAAUUCAAUGCAUAUCUGAUAUCUCCCCUCCCUCCUCCCCCAGUGGUUUCGAAUCUCAGAACUCAACAACGUUGACGUUGCAAUCAAGGUUCCUUCGUGCGUGCUAAGAUCCGAAGCUCAAUUUGAGUUAAACUUUCAGGAUUCUACUACCAGGCUUCAUCUAUUCAACUUAUUCUACCAUCACAAUGGGACUUUGCUUUUCUGGGCCUAAGAAUGAUGACGAAGAUUCUGAUACGCAUGUUGAUUUUGCUGGUGGAAAUGUGCACCUCAUCGCUACCAAAGAAAGUUGGGAUGAGAAGCUGGCAGAUGCAAGGAGGGAUGGGAAGAUUGUGAUUGCGAAUUUCAGUGCAUCAUGGUGUGGUCCUUGUAGAAUGAUUGCGCCACUCUACCGUGAGCUGUCUGAGAAACAUCCUUCUCUUAUGUUUCUAACUAUUGAUGUUGAUGAACUAACUGAAUUCAGUACUUCCUGGGAUAUCAAAGCCACUCCUACCUUUUUCUUUCUUAGAGAUGGACAACAAGUUGACAAACUUGUGGGGGCCAACAAGCCAGAGCUGCAGAGGAAGAUAACUGCCAUUCUAGAUUCGGUGGCCCCAUGUCAGAAAUAAGUGCUAUGAUGGUUCCCUGUCAUCAGUGAGUGGCACGGACCAGUCUUUCUUCUUCCUUGUGUGAGUAUUAUGAGCAUGUUUAUAUUCUUUCCUUUGAUGGUAAGUUUGUACUCUACCAUUGCAUGAAUCCUUUUGUAAAACUUGAGUUGAUGGCACUCAGUUUUCCCAAAACAACGAUCUUACAUAUUGAUCAUAUGUUGUGCAGUUAAUCAAUCUGAUUUU